AGUGGGACGGUGUAGAUGCUUGAUAGGCAUUGCAAGUGGAUAGGUUGAUUACGCCUUUUCUUCUGGCUCUAGAGCAUGAUCGCCCCUAUAUAGCUUCCCAUCCUCCUGCUUUUUAUGAAAUUUUGAAGAGAAAAGAGAAAAGAAAAGAAAACCCCUUAGCCAUAGCCAUGAAGACUGUGAUUCCAUGGAACACGGUCUGGAUCGUGAUCUCAUGGUACAGUUCAAACAUUGGCGUUCUUCUUCUAAACAAGUACUUGCUUAGCAACUAUGGUUUCAAGUACCCAAUUUUCCUGACCAUGUGCCAUAUGCUUGCCUGCUCUUUGGUAAGCUACUUAGCCAUAGCAUGGCUCAAGGUGGUUCCCAUGCAAAGCAUUGGUUCCAAGAAACAGUUUCUGAAGAUCACAGGGUUGAGCCUGGUUUUCUGCUUUUCUGUGGUUCUUGGAAACGUGUCAUUACGGUAUCUUCCGGUGUCUUUUAACCAGGCCAUUGGUGCCACGACGCCAUUUUUUACAGCAGUUUUCGCGUAUGUAAUGACCAAGAAGACGGAGAGUUGGGUUACAUACGUGACCUUGAUACCUGUGGUUGCAGGAGUGAUCAUUGCCAGUGGGGCUGAACCAAGUUUCCACCUUUUCGGAUUUCUAAUGUGUGUUUCAGCUACUGCUUCAAGGGCGUUUAAAUCAGUGCUUCAGGCAAUUUUGCUGUCAUCGGAAGAGGAAAAGCUCAACUCCAUGAAUUUGUUGAUGUACAUGGCGCCAAUAGCAGUAGCGAUCUUGCUUCCUGCUACUUUGUUGAUGGAGAAAAACGUGGUUGCCAUGACUGUAGCCCUUGCAAGAAAAGAUAUCAAAAUUGUGUACUACCUGCUUUUCAAUUCUUCUCUUGCUUAUUUUGUGAAUUUGACCAACUUCUGGGUCACUAAACACACAAGUGCCUUGACUCUCCAGGUUCUGGGAAAUGCAAAAGGUGCUGUUGCUGUGGUGGUUUCAAUUUUGAUAUUCAGGAAUCCUGUUUCAUUCAUUGGGAUGCUGGGCUACUCACUAACAGGUCUUGGAGUUGUUCUCUACAAUGAAUCCAAAAAGGAAAACAAAUAACAUCUUAUUAAUUCUAAUUCACAAGUUAGAACAUCAUCAGAAGCUGUUCUGCUAUUGUUUAAGCAGGUGCCUGUUGCUUAUGCCUCAAAUUCUGCCAUCAUUUGUUUUUUAGAAACUCGAAAGAGAAGAAUUAGCUGCUUCUAGCUAUGGUUCCAAUUUUCUGGAAUCAAGCAACCAUAUUAUGAAAUAUCGAGUCACAAAUUGCUAUUGAUUUUUCUUUGCUUGGUAUGGUUGAAGCUAGCUCAAUAAGUCUUUUUUGCUUUGUUUGAACCUUUUUUGGGCUUCAAUUUUAUCAUCAUUACGUCAGAGGUGUAUCUUGAUCAUGUCAAACAAAACUGUUAGAACAAAAUGUUAUAUAAGUUCAACUGACUCUUUUUCAUCCACAUGUAUAAAUCAUUGAAAUGUUUCUUCACCGGAUUUCAUUUGAAGACUUCUGGUUACAAUUAGUACAUCAAUUUGGAUGAUUUUAUAUACAGAAAGAUUAAAAUAUAAUAACUUCGAAUAAUUGGAGAUUCAACUAAAAAUCAAAAUAAAGUUUAACUCAAAGUUUAAGAAUCAUAACUGCUAUCAACUUAUUUUUUAUUAAAACAAUAGAGAAAUUGAACUGUUGAAUGUCUUAGAUGAUUUUCUUCAGGCCAAAAGAUGUAUGCUGAGAAAGAAAUCACUAGUAAAUUACCUGAGAGCCUUGUCAUUGGCUGUGGUUUUCUUCUUUUACAUGCAUAAAAGGACAUUAGUUCCAGUCUUCAACCAUGAAGUUGGAACCUCGAAUCACCAGCCUGAUGGGCUAACCAUUGCCAAGUGGUGACCAUGUGGAAAACCAUAUUCUUCAGGCUUUUAACGAGUCUUUUAUGGCUGCCAAUCACAGAGCAUACAUCUUGACUUAUUCCCACCAAAAGCUUACUUGGUAAUUCCAUCCGAAUAGGCCCAAUGGCAAGCACGACAUCCACUAUCAAGGUGACGUCGUUUUAUGGUCGAAUUCGCCGUGGGUCGGUAGAAU
Molecule: messenger RNA, 2085 nt
Organism: Durio zibethinus
Lineage: Eukaryota; Viridiplantae; Streptophyta; Magnoliopsida; Malvales; Malvaceae
Source: RefSeq, a predicted model, not a curated record